GGGCGACGGCCGCGGUGACGCUGUUUGCGCCGGGCGGGCGGCGGCGCGUGAGGCGCGCGAUUCCCGGUGCCUUGGGAGCAGUGCCCCGGCCCCCGCCGUUCCCACUGACGCCAUGUCGGGCCGGUCUGUCCGGGCCGAGACCCGCAGCCGGGCCAAGGAUGAUAUCAAGAAGGUGAUGGCGGCCAUCGAGAAAGUGCGGAAAUGGGAGAAAAAGUGGGUGACUGUGGGUGACACAUCCCUUAGGAUAUUUAAGUGGGUUCCUGUGACAGACAACAAGGAGAAAGAAAAGUCAAAAUCGAACAGUUCAGCAGCCCGGGAACCUAAUGGCUUUCCCUCUGAUGCCUCAGCCAAUUCCUCUCUCCUUCUUGAAUUCCAGGAUGAAAACAGCAACCAGAGUUCCGUGUCUGAUGUCUAUCAGCUCAAGGUGGACAGCAGCACCAACUCGAGCCCCAGCCCCCAGCAGAGCGAGUCCCUGAGCCCAGCGCACACCUCCGACUUCCGCACAGAUGACUCCCAGCCCCCCACCCUGGGCCAGGAGAUCCUUGAGGAGCCCUCCCUGCCCGCCUCAGAAGUUGCUGAUGAACCUCCCACCCUCACGAAGGAAGAACCAGUUCCAUUAGAGACACAGAUUGCUGAGGAAGAGGAAGACUCAGGUGCGCCUCCCCUGAAACGCUUCUGUGUGGACCAGCCCGCAGUGCCACAGACAGCGUCAGAAAGCUAGCACCACCCUGGCACCCUUCGCCUCCUGGCCCCAGGCCUCUCUUGCAUUCUGGUUCUGGCUGUGCUGUGCUGCUGGGCUAAGGGCAAGCACUGGGCUCCAGAGCCUGCACAUAGGAGCUUUCUGGGCUGGAAGGCUGACAUAGGACUGGGGGUCGUAACGUCAUCUUCCCGUCCCUGGCACCUGUGUCUGCUUGAUCCUGAGAAGAGGAGCACUCCUGUCCUUUUUGCACCCCAAGUAGGCUGGAGCAUCGGCCACUCCAGGGUUCAUCUGUCACCUCCAGGUAGCAGUCUCUGCUCCGGAACCUCUGGACUGAGCUGCUGGUGCUUCUACAAGAGGAAAGAGAUGUGGAAGGCAUCCUCUAGAGAAGAGAGUGCCUAGGGCUUACUUGAAUUGAAUGGAGACUGUAGAUUCAUGGACUUUCGCAUAGGGCUAGGGGCCCUGUAGGCUGCUGUUGGAGAAUGCCUGAGUAGACUCCGGAGGCAAGGGAAGGGCUUCGCUCCAUGAGAGGGUGGAAAAGUCCAUAUAGAUUUCUUGCUAUCCUGGCACUUCUGCCCAUUCCUGAGGUUAUCCUGCCUCUCAUGGGCUCUCUGGCUGCUGACAGUCCUUUGUCCCCCACUGUAACCAUCCCCUUCCCCCAACACACACGCGCGCGCGCACACACACACACACACACACACGCACGCGCAGCUUUUGUUGUUUCCACCUGGACAUUUCAUUCCAGCAUCCCCUGCCUCCCGCCACGGUCCCCAGCACUCCUGCCGCAAACUCUGCCCCAGCAAGAAUUUGAGGUUCUGACAACAGCACCCAUUCCCACAGUACUCCUUCAGCUCAGACUUUCUAGAAAGUUCCCUUUUCUUUGAAAUCUGCAUGUUUAAUUGAACCUCGUGAUUUUAUUUUUUGUUUCAAAAAAGUUUAAGAAAAUGGAAAUGGGCAACAGUGAGUGAAGACAUAUUUUAGCACCGAAUAGAAUAUUUUUAAAAUUAAACUAUUUGAAAUAUGUCUUGUUGGUAGCUGAGUGCUUCAUUCUUGAAGGUUGUGGAGGGCAGGGGCUGGGGGGGCGUGGUGGCUGAGUGCUAGCGAAGUCACUGUGGGCUGGGCCCUGCCAAUUGUCUUCACUCCCACAGAGUGACUUUCUGAUGAAAAUGAUUUGGAGACUCCAUUUGAAGUUGUCAUGUACUUGGAAUUAUACUUCUGUCCCCGCCUACACCAAAUGAAAACCUGUGUACACUGCACAGCUCCAGGUCCUUAGGAGGCUGACUUUUGUUCUUUAACUUUUGUUUUAUUAUGGUAAAAUACACAACCAUAAAACGUACCAUUUUUAACCAUUUUAAAGUGCACAGUUCAGUGGCACUAAGUACAUUCACAGUAUUGCGCAGUCAUCACCACUGUCUAGCUCCAAACAUUUUCAUCACUUCAAACAGAAAUCCAUACCCUUUAAGCCCUUUAAGCCCUCACUCCCCAUUUGCCCCUCCCCCGAAGGCCCUGGCUAUCACAAGUCUGCUUUUUGUCCAUGGGUUCCUCCUUUUUGCUCCCGAUUCCAAAGGAAAACAGUAGAGUCAUGGUGGAAAAGAAUUCUACAUUCUAUAUCUCCAAGAAUUUCAUUUCCUGGACUUCCCUGGUGGCGCAGUGGUUAGGACGCCACGCUCCCAAUGCAGGGGGCCCGGGUUCGGUCCCUGGUCAGGGAACUAGAUCCCACAUGCCGCAGCUAAGAGUUCCCAUGCCACAACUAAGGAGCCCACGUGCCACAACUUAAGGAGCUGGUGCAACUAAAAUAAAUAUUAAAAAAAAUUUCAUUUCCGUAUUCCCUAAAGCGAUUCCUCUCAUUUCUCUUAGGGGCUCCAGGUGUCAUGGAUGAAACUAGAAUCCCAGUUAAUUCUGUUGCCUUUUUUUUUGUCAUCUCUAGUUGGUUUUUUCGUCAUCUUUAGUUGUUUUUUUCUUAAAAAUUUAACAGGUACUAAAAAACUUUAAUGUCACAGAUACUAGAAUCAUAUGUGGUACAUGAAGUAUGUCUUAAUUUGUUUAAACAAAGGAAGCUAUUGAAAGUAUAAUGACCAAGAGACCAUAAAAAGUGACCAGGCAGAUUUUGGAAAAGAAUCAAAUAGAGGAUCCUUUUAGUGGGGAAUAGUAUUAAGAAACCUAGAUAAACCUAGUUUUGCUGAAGAGGAAGGAGUCUGAGGGAAGAAACAGAAACACAGGACAGAUUGUGGAGGGCCUUGAAGGUCACGUCAAGAGAGUUUGGUUUUACUCUGUUGGCUUUAGGAAGCCAACCAUUAGAAGCCAAGAACAGGGGAGUGACAUAGCAAGAUGCCAUGGAGAGGAAAGAGAGGGAGGCAGGGGGACAAGUUGGAAGGACCCUGCCAACCUUAUCCAGAUAUGUUGGCACUUAUCAAGAGGAGGCUUACAGUUCUGUGAGUUUGAGGAUAGAACAGCGAUAGGUAUAUGGAAAACAAAGUAAAAUACAUGAGGCAAACCAGGGGAAACAAAAGAAGAAAGGAAAUGCAAUCAGUUCACCAUGUGGAUCAUUUGUGAAUAAUUCAUAAUCAUAAGUUAUACACUGACUAUUGCAACAUAAUUAUAUAUGCUUGUAUACAUGUAUGGUGUUUCUGGGGGAUAUAAGAGGGCUAAGUUCUCAUCUUCCACUGACGAAAGUCAACAGCUAAUAUUAAAACUGAAAAACUAAAGAAAACAGCAAUAUAUAUGUUAUUUAGAAAUAGGGAGGUAAAUACCAGAGGAAACAGCUUAAUGUAUUGAAAAUGGGUGCCUGGGGGAAGCAGGAAGUGGAUGGGGGAGAGCACUGCAGGGCUGCUUUUUGUAGAACUAUUUGUUUUCUUAACUCCAUCUAUAUGUUUCCUUUUUGGAACCAUGUCCAUUUUACCAUGAAAAAAGACAUAAUUUUAAUGUAGUUUAAAACAUUUUUAAAGAAGAAAGUCAUUACAGUAGUAGUUUUGGCCAGAAAUAAUUGAAGUAGGAUGCAGUGGGGAUGGCAGGAAGGGGAUGGUUCACGAUUUUAGGCAGGCAGAAUUGCUGUCAUCUGAUUGACUCUAUGGCGGUGGAGCUCAAGAGAGGUCAAGGCAGAGCCUGUGAGGUUGUGAGGAAGGUGGGGCCAUUAAUAGAAAUAAAAAACACCCACACAGAGCAGGUGAUGGAGGGAACAGAGAUCACAGACUGCAGAUUUGGGAUGUUUUGAGGUUUAGGAACCAACAGGACAGGCCGGAAAAUACCAGCCAGAAACUGAAACUGUAGGGAAUUCCCUGGCGGUCCAGCGGUUAGGACUCCAUGCUUCCACUGCAGGGGGCACGGGUUAGAUCCCUGGUCAGAGAACUAAGAUCCCCCCUAUCCACAUGGUGCAGUCAAAAAAAAAAAAAAAUGACAAGCUGAAACUGUCUAAUCAAGGGUUUCAGUGUGCAUCAGUGGAAGAGGGGUGUUAAAAAAUCUUGUGUCAAUUAGCUCCAUUGUUUGUAAAUUGGAGCCAUAGAAAGAAAUGGAGGACAACCACCAAGCAAUAGUCACAUUAAAGUUUAUUAUUUUUUUCUAUUUUAAAAUGAAAAUAUAAUCACUAUAGAAAAACAAAUGGAAAAAUAUACAAAAAGAUAACGAAGAAAAUAAAACCAACCAUAACUCCAUCUCUCCAAGGUAAACACUAUUCUUUGUUUGGAGAGACACUUCUUAGCUCCUUUUCUUGGGACUCCAGCUACUAGGCUGUAUUCACAAAGCCCCACUUCUAGCUUCCACUUCGGUCUGCAGGAUUUCCAGCUGUGUUCUGGAUGGCUCUCCAGGGUACCGGUCUCCGGUUCUUAUGGCUGAAACUGAGUCCAUCACUGAGUCUCCCAUUUUAGAUCUCCGCUUUAUCACCACCAGGGGCUGGAUUCCAGUCCACAGCAGCCCCAAGCACUGAAAUGACUAUGGUGACCAUUCUCAUGUGCAAUUAGAUGCGUUUUUUUAAAUAUCAAAAGUUUCCAAAAUUUGUUUUUUGGAUGUUUUUGGAGUCCUUAUUCUGUGUGUAGUCUGCUGUUAGUUAUCUAGUUCUGCAAGUGUCCAUCCCAUUAGCCACUUAGUCUGUGCCUCAAAUCUGGCCACCUGUCUCCACUGAUCUUGCUACACAUUUGAGGCCCUUGCCACCAGUGCCACAAACUACUGCAGUUCCCUCCUAUAGAGUCGCUUCAAUUCAACCCUCACACGCUUUGGCCAGGAUGAUGACUUCCUCUGCCACUCUCAUCUCUUGAUACUUUCUGCCUGAAAAAUCCCUAUGUUUUAGGCACAUUGUCCUGAAUUUACCAAGUCUGCUCUGCUGCUCCCUCUGCCUAGAAGGUUCGUCCCUCAUUUCCUCUGCCUAGUGGAGUGGGCUACUUGCCUCUUCACAAUCAACUCAGAUGCCACAUCCUCUGAGGUUUCUCCUAAUCCUCUUAGAGGAAAUUGCUACUGAAGGAAGAAGAGCUCCCUUCUCUGCUAGGUGAUCAGAAGGGGCUUCAUAGAGAUGGCGUCUGACCUAUAUCAAUGGAAAACAAAAAUGUUGCCUGCCACAUCAGUAAACAAAGGAUGUUGCAGGCAACAAGCCAUCACCUUACAGCUGAGCCAUGAGGGAACUCAGGAUAGAAACAGGAUGCCCGCCAUCUAGCAGUGCCCCCCGCCCCCCGCCGACCCCCAAACUCAGGAAGAGAAAGCACAGGAUACUGGCCCCAGAUAGCUGAGGUGUAUAUCAAAGGAAUGAUUUCAGUGAGCCCUGACUUUUGCAUCUUCCCAUACAUAGAAAAGCAAUAAAUCUCUUAACUUGAGAUAUCUGGUUUUCUUUAACAGUAAUCUUUCGAUAUUCUGACUACUACCUGGUCUUUGUUGCAAAAACUCCUAUGUAUCCUGGCUCCUCCCUUACCUCUUCCAAGCAGUCUCUCAGAGCUAUCUGAGAUGUUGUGUCCUGGACUUAAAUCCUCGGUUUUGUCUGCCAAAUAAAACAUAAUUCUCAACUU
Messenger RNA from Lagenorhynchus albirostris (white-beaked dolphin), 5682 nucleotides. It is a transcript of the gene BCL7B, whose product is annotated as BAF chromatin remodeling complex subunit BCL7B. The record is from RefSeq and is a predicted model, not a curated record. Lineage: Eukaryota; Metazoa; Chordata; Mammalia; Artiodactyla; Delphinidae. Bases 113 to 721 code for a protein of 202 amino acids. The transcript is spliced from 6 exons.